Maudiozyma barnettii is the source of this 1272-nucleotide messenger RNA. RefSeq names its product alanine--glyoxylate transaminase (gene AGX1). The transcript has a single exon. The record is from RefSeq and is a predicted model, not a curated record. Gene Ontology annotation, cellular component: peroxisome. The coding region runs from base 1 to 1272 and encodes 423 amino acids. Gene Ontology annotation, molecular function: L-alanine:glyoxylate transaminase activity; L-serine:pyruvate transaminase activity. Lineage: Eukaryota; Fungi; Ascomycota; Saccharomycetes; Saccharomycetales; Saccharomycetaceae.
AUGCUAUUAGGAAAACUAUUACUACGUAACAAGAAUCCUUCCCAUACUACAACUUUCACCAGGAGACAAAUUACAACUAUGUCCCUAUCUAAAGAUCACACCAAACUGUUAAUCCCCGGCCCAAUCACCCUUUCCACCGAAGUGAUUGCUGCUUUGGGACAACAAUCUGUGUCACAUACAUGUCCGUCCUUUACUACUUCUUUCAAGGACACUUUAAAGAUGCUACGUCAAGUGUAUGUUGCUCAUGAGGCUAGAGGGAUGCCCCUAGUUAUCUCGGGUUCCGGAACGUUAGGGUUCGAUUUGGUCGGUUCAAAUUUGAUCAACCCAGCAAAGGACCAAAUUUUGUUAUUAUCUACUGGGUUUUUCAGUGAUGAAUUCCAUGAAGCAAUUUCGACUUAUUACGUAGAUAACUCGAACCAAGUGACUCGUUUGUCUGCUGCUAAUGCCGGGGAUUCAAUCCCAUUGAACAAAAUAGAAUCUGAAUUACAAAAUAAGAAAUAUAACCUGAUUGUAAUGACUCAAGUAGAUACUUCAACAGGUGUGCUAUUAGACAUUGAGAAAAUCGCGGCUUUAGUUCAUAAAGUUUCCCCAGAUACAUUGAUUGCAGUCGAUACUGUAUGCUCAUUAGGUUGUGAAAAUAUUCAGUUCGAUAAAUGGGGGCUUGAUAUAUGUAUUAGUGCUUCACAAAAGGCCAUUGGUGCACCACCGGGAUUAUCUCUUGGUAUGGUUAGUGAUAGAGCCAUUUUAAAAUCGGAAACAGACAUCACUUCACGUAAUGGUAGUUAUUAUACUUCUUUCAAGAAAUGGCUACCUAUCUUAGAGGCAUUUGAGUCUGGAAAGCCAGCGUAUUUUGCAACACCACCUGUUCAAUUGAUUGAUUCCUUAAGAGUCGCUUUGGAACAAAUUUUACAAUUCUCUUACAAGGGUCAAACCGGUAUAGAGGCAAGAGUCAACAAACACAAGGAUACAAGUGAUAACUUCAAGACUUGUAUCACUGACAAGUUGGGUCAACAGUUAGUGUCUAAGACUUUAGAUAAUUCUGCUCAUGGUCUUACUGCCAUCUAUGUUACAAACCCACCAUCGGUGAUCAGUUACAUGCAACAACACGGCUAUACCAUUACAGGUGGGAUCCAUAAAGAUAUUAAGAGCAAAUAUGUCAGAGUCGGUCAUAUGGGUGUGAGUGCAUGCGAUGACUCUCUAAAUGAUAUCUCAGGUUGUCUUUCAACUUUGAGUGAUGCUUUACAACAACAACAACAACAACAACAGCAGUGA